AUGAGAAUCUCCCAACCUCUUCCAGCCCGUCGACUGGGCAGACAUGGCCCUCUCGUGCCUCGCCUAGGACUCGGACUGAUGGGUGCUAGUGGCGUUUACGGUAGCCCGGCCUCAGAUGAGAAGAGAUUCAAGUUUCUUGACCAGGCAUAUGAAAGGGGAGAGCGAUUCUGGGAUACUGCUGACAAGUAUGGCGAUUCCGAGGAUCUUCUCGGUCAAUGGUUCGCCAUCAACCUGGAGAAGCGACAAGAUAUCAUAUUGGCCACUAAGUUCGGCAUCAAAACCUCCGCCGGUGUUCCUGGGUUCUCUGUUGACUCGACACCUGGGUAUUGCCGACAAGCCAUUGAAAAGUCCCUAGUGCGUCUCGGACUACCAUUCAUCGACAUUUACUAUGUCCAUCGGUUGGACAAAGGGACCCCAAUCGAGAAGACCAUGGAAGCAAUGGUUGAGCUCAAGAAAGCAGGAAGAAUCAAACACAUCGGGUUGAGUGAGUGCAGUGCGGAAUCCUUGCGGCGUGCUCAUGCCGUGCACCCGGUCACAUGCGUCCAAGUUGAGUACAGCCUGUUCUGUAAAGACAUCGAGUCUCCGCAGACGCAGCUUUUGGAUGUUGCCCGCGAGCUGGGUGUUGGAAUCGUCGCGUAUAGCCCCCUUGGAAACGGACUGUUGGGUGGUGUCAUUCGAUCACGAGAGGAUGUCACUAAGCCCGGCGACUCUAGAGGGGCUUUACCUUGGCUAGGCGAUGAGAACGUUCACCAGAAUCUCACAAUUAUCGACAAAAUCUCACAGUUCGCGAAGUCGAUGAAUCUGACACCAGCGCAAUUGGCUCUUGCGUGGCUUCUUACGCAGGGUGACGACAUAUUCCCCAUCCCCGGGACCUCGAAUAUCAAUCGCUUAGAGGAGAAUCUGGGUACUUUCUCUGUCUCUUUGACUCAAGAUGAUGAACGGGAAUUGCGUCAGGCGUCAGAGGGAAUUGUGGGGGGAAGAUUCCAAGCCAGAACUGGAUAUGAUUUUGCGAAUACGCCCACAUUGGAUUCGUAA
Messenger RNA from Penicillium olsonii, 1035 nucleotides. Lineage: Eukaryota; Fungi; Ascomycota; Eurotiomycetes; Eurotiales; Aspergillaceae. The record is from the annotation of a GenBank genome assembly.